CGGAGACCAAAACGAAUUGAAUUCAAUUUGAGGGUGGAGACACCGAAUGUAUAUUUAGAAGAAUUUUCUACUUUUUUUUUUUUAUUUCUCUAUUUCUUUCUUUAUCUCAACAUGAAUGAUAGACCAACGAUAACAAACAACAGACGUUGGUCUUCCGAGGAAAAUAGACAACCAGUGACUGACAUGACAAUCAUGUCGAAAAGUAUGCCAUCGGAAGCAUCGCCACUCUCCAAACGCUUUAAGCUUUUCAAACGAAAGAGCCUCCAUACAUCCAGAAGAAGAAGUGUGAGUGCAGAUAACUUGGUCAUGCAUUCAAACCUUGAAGAAUUUGAACUUUCGAAGCGUUUGAAACUGAGAGUGACGAUAGAAGAAGCGAAGCUCAUACCUGAUAUGGACACUUACGCUAUUGUACGAUGCCUCAAUCAUCGCAGUAGAACGCAUGUUGCUAAGAAAUCAAGUCAGCCCAAUUGGUCAUGUUCAUUUGAUAUGCCUUUAAUGGGUGCACGCAGAAGAAAGACAAAGCAAAGACAAUGGAAACAAGGCAUAGUAAUUACUGUCUGUUCAAAAGACCGUUUUCGGUCUCAAUUUCUGGGUCAAAUUCAACUGCCAUUUCCUGAAAAAGCAGCUAUUUACCAUGAUGCAACAGCACAUUGGUACACAUUACAUGCUUAUCAAAGAAAAGCUUAUUUAAGGAACAGUCAUAAAAAGACACUCUCUAUAGAACCAAUAGGAGAGAUUAAGGUCAAAAUAGGCCUAGUGUGUUCAGAAGAACAGGAGAAAGAAGAAACGCUUUCAAAUGAGGCUAUUAACGAAAUAUGGCAACUAUUAUCCAUGUAUCAUAAACAAUCACGUUCUUUACCAAGUUCCGCACCUGUUCUUAAAAGCUCAACUUCCUUGCCAGCCAGCAGUGCUUCAUCAGACGAUAUGAGUCGUAAGCGACUGGGUACUCGGCAAUUCGGGUCUGCUGAAUCCUUCAAGACAGUCAGAAAAAGACGAGAGAAAAGAAGAGGCAUUGAAGGCAAAUUUCAUCAAGAUGUAGUUGGUGUAACAUUUCUUGAAAUCUGUCAUGCAAAUGAUUUACCACCUGAGAAAAACUUGGCCCGUACAAGUUUUGAUAUGGAUCCUUUUGUGGUAGUGUCCUUUGGUCAAUCCACGUUUCGUACAAGCGCUGUACGACACAAUUUAAAUCCUGUGUGGAACGAGAAACUGUUUUUCCACGUACGCCACAAUGAAGCCAAUUACCAUUUAAAGUUUACAGUGUAUGACAGAGAAAAGUUUUCAGGCAACGAUCUUGUAGCAUGGUGUCAAAUUCCUAUUCGCAAUAUAUUUCAUACUGAUAUUCAACAAGGCCUCGAAUCUUCGAUAGAGCAAGGCAUGGAUAGGUAUACAUUUCCUUUACAAAUGGCGCAUCCUGAGAAAUGGAAAGACAAGCGACCGACCUUGACAGUGCGUGCCAAGUUUAUGCCAUAUGCUCAGAUUCGAAAGAUGUUUUGGGUUUCGUUGGCCAAGUCUUAUGAUGCUGAAAAUACAGGUACAUUAAGUCGUUUGGAAGUCCAGUCGCUGUUGGAGACAAUGGGGUCUACUAUUACUGAGUCUACCAUUGAUAAGUUUUGGGUGCAGCACAACAAGAAUCCUCAAAAAGAAGAUGAAGACUUGACUUUGGAUGAAUUAGUUGAAAGUUUAGAGAACCAUAUGAUAAAUGAAGAACAAGAACAAGAGACAGAGUCAGAUAGUUCUACUCGUUUAAUAUGCGAUACAGAAAAGACAUUGGAGGAUAUGUAUAUUGUUGAAGAAGAGGAAGAAGAUGACGAUGAAGAUGACGAUGAAGAAGAAGACUGGGUUGUGGAUAAUAAUGAAGAAGAAGAGGAGGAAGAAGAAGCUAUGGACACACCUUUAACAACAGAUGAAGAUGAAGAAACACAACUUACACAUUCACCUCUUGAAAAAGAUAUCGAUUUAGCAGAAGUACUGAUUGCAGAGGAAGACCAAUUGACUCAAAAGAUACCUUUGCCUCAAAUAAGUUCCAUUUGGGAAGACAAAUAUCCUUAUAAGCAUGGUAAACGACGAACACAGACAGCAGAAAAAGUGAUUUGUUUAAAAGAAUGUCCUAUCUGUCAUCGUCCCAACUUGGCCAGACGAUCUCAAAUGGACAUUAUUACACAUGUAGCUACUUGUGCCGCUAACGAUUGGACUACAGUAGAUAGAUUCUUGAUGGGUAAUUUUAUUACAGAAGCCUAUGCUCAAAGAAGAUGGUUUGUCAAGCUUGUACGUAAAGUAGGUUAUGGCAAAUAUUCUCCGGGAAAGGACAAUGCCAACAUCCUUGUCCAAGACAGAAGAACAGGCCAUUUGAUUGAAGAAAAAAUGAGUGUUUAUAUUCGACUUGGUAUGCGACUUGUUUAUAAGGGUAUGAAGUCAGGCAUUCAAUCAAGAGGCGCACAACGUAUCUUGACCAACUUGACUGUCAAACAAGGCAGACGAUUUGACGACCCUAAAUCUGCUCGAGAAAUCCCUUCGUUUAUCAAGUUUCACAAGAUAUGCUUGGAUGAAGUAGCAGAGCCAUUGUCUAGUUUCAAAACAUUCAAUGCAUUCUUUUACCGCACCUUGAAGCCUGGUUCAAGACCACCUGAUUCACCAGAAGAUCCUACUGUAGCAGUGAGUCCAGCAGACAGUCGAAUGACUGCUUUUGAGACUGUAUCUGAAGCAACACGACUUUGGAUCAAAGGGCUUGAUUUCAGCCUCAAGAAACUCAUAGGCGACAAUCAAAGUGCUCAAGAUUUUGAAGGUGGUUCUCUUGCUGUGUUUCGGUUAGCACCACAAGAUUACCAUCGAUUUCAUUCACCUGUAGAUGGCCUGAUCACUAAAGUCAGACAUAUCUCGGGUCAAUACUAUACAGUCAAUCCAAUGGCAAUUAGAACAACCAUUGAUGUGUUUGGUGAGAAUGCACGGACUGUUGUUUGGAUUGAUUCCAAAGAGUUUGGUAAAGUAGCUGUGGUUUGUGUCGGUGCUAUGCUGGUGGGAUCCAUCAUUAUCACUGCUCAAGUGGGCAGUGAAAUUAAGCGUACAGAUGAAAUGGGCUAUUUUGCUUUUGGUGGAUCUACACUGGUCGUUGUUUUUCAAAAAGACAAAAUGCAUUUUGACCAUGAUUUAUUAGACAAUUCAGACAAAGCAGUAGAAACACUUGUACGUGUAGGCAACCAUAUAGGUGUGCUGCCUCGUUAAAUAUAUAUAUAUAUAUCCAUAUUUUCUAUACCCUUUUAUUGAAUAAUAAUAAUAAUAAUAAAAUUGUUUCUAUGAUUUUCUC
Gilbertella persicaria is the source of this 3301-nucleotide messenger RNA. RefSeq names its product phosphatidylserine decarboxylase-domain-containing protein. The record is from RefSeq and is a predicted model, not a curated record. Gene Ontology annotation, molecular function: phosphatidylserine decarboxylase activity. Bases 112 to 3219 code for a protein of 1035 amino acids. Gene Ontology annotation, biological process: phospholipid biosynthetic process. The transcript has 8 exons. Lineage: Eukaryota; Fungi; Mucoromycota; Mucoromycetes; Mucorales; Choanephoraceae.